Messenger RNA from Epithele typhae, 2871 nucleotides. RefSeq names its product high-temperature-induced dauer-formation protein-domain-containing protein. The record is from RefSeq and is a predicted model, not a curated record. The transcript has 12 exons. The coding region runs from base 1 to 2871 and encodes 956 amino acids. Gene Ontology annotation, cellular component: membrane; Golgi medial cisterna; Golgi trans cisterna. Lineage: Eukaryota; Fungi; Basidiomycota; Agaricomycetes; Polyporales; Epitheliaceae.
AUGGACGGUCUCAAGAUGUUCACCAAGUUCCCACAAAAACUCCCCGACCCCUUCAACUUCCUGGGAGAUCAGCCCAAACUAGCAUUUCGCAAUCAGCCUGGAGGCAUAGCAAACUCGCUACUACACGAGUGGAACAUAUCCGAGAAGGAAUCAUACUGGGACCAGUAUGUUACGCUCUUCGACUCCGCCUCAGACGUCUUCUCUCUCAUUACGCACAAUGAUGUCCGUCGUGCGCUGCUCGAGGCCCCAGAGAACGUCGCGACGCUCGUCCGCGUCAUCUCCGCGCGGCUCUUCAACCUCGUCUCGGACCACACCUUCCCCGCACCUCCCGCAACGCUCGCCGCGACGCUCAUUCGCACAGGCUCCGGCAUCACCGGCGCCGCGGGCGAACGCAACGCGACCAAGGAGGCCCUCAACUGCCUCCGCAUCCUUCAACGCGUGCUCCCCGUCAUCUUCGAGCUCGAGAGUGAGUCGAGCCGGUUCGAGCGCGAGGUGCUCUGGAAGCGCGUCCCCGCUCCCGACGGCGCGAGCGGUGCGGGUGGACCUGCGGUCGAGGUGGCGAGCGCGGAGCCGCAGUUCGUGAUCGAGGACGAGGACGAGGACGGGAGCGACGAGGGUGACGCCGGCGCGCCGAAGAGCCCACCGCCGCAGACAGCCGCGGCGGAGAAGCCGAGGGAGAUGUUGCCGUCCAUUGCAGAGAGGUUGUUCAGCUGUCUGAUCGACCUCAUGUUCUGCUGUGGGUUCACGCUGCCAACGAAGAUCCAAGUGGACCACUACAAGAUCAACUACAUUAUCUGGGAGAAAGGCAUUGGGUCGACGGCAGAUCCAGGUCCAAGUCAGCAGCACGAGAGCAACAAGACUGAGGUCCUGCGCCUCCUCCUCGUCCUCCUCUCCCGCCAGAUCUACUCUCCUCCCUCCGCGCUCUUCACUUCCCCAUCACAAUACACACUGCACUUCGUGCAGACCCUUCCCCGUCGUGAUGUCCUCACGGUCCUGUGCUCGCUCAUGAAUACCGCCAUGAACGCGUCGCAUCCGCCGCCAAGCCCGGUGAACGUUGUCGGAGCAGUAGGGGCAGUCGCCGGUCGCCUACCCUACAACCACCUCCUGCUCAAAGGAGAGGACCCACGCACGUCGCUCAUUUCCCUCUGUUUCCAAGUCCUUUGCGUCCUCCUUGACUUCCAGAGCGGGCCGGCGCGCGACGACGCCGGGGGCCCGACGGCCAAGACGAAUGCGUUCCGCUACUUCAUCGCGAAGCUCCAUCGGCCGAACGACUUAUCGUUCAUUCUACACGGCCUCGUUGGUAUCUUCGAGGAACAGAUAGCUUCUAUCAGCGGCCUCCUCCCCGGAGCCAAAAAGUCGGUGCCGUACAUGGUCGAAGCGAUCACCUUUCUGUGGAAGAUGGUCGAGCUGAACAAGAAAUUCCGAGCGUACCUCCUCGAUUCCGACAAAGCAACAGAUGUCCUCGCAUAUCUCCUCUGCUAUGGGCUUGAGAUCAAGGACAAGCCAGAACAACAUGGAAUGUGCCGCGUGCUCUCAUACCUGAUCCAAAGUCUGUCGGCCGAGCGUGGGUUCGGGCUCAAGCUCAGCUCGCCUAUUAAGGCACAAAUACCCCAGAAGUUUAUGGCUAUGGGCAACGCUGGCGACUUCAUGAUACAGUCGAUAUACUCGAUGAUCGCGACGACUUCCGGUAACCUGAAUUCUCUGUACCCGGCGUUGAUCAUUGCCCUGUCCAACUCGGCGCCUUAUCUCAAGAACCUCCAUGUUACCUCCUCGGCACGGCUCCUGCAACUAUUCACAGCCUUCUCGAACCCCUCCUUCUUACUAUCAGAUGAGGGCCACCCCCGGUUGCUCUUCUUUAUGCUCGAAGCCUUCACGUCGAUUCUCCUUCACAAUCUCUCCGAAAACCCGAACGUCAUCUAUGGCCUGAUCCGCGCCCACAAGCAAUUCGAGGACCUGGGCACUUUCACGCUCGCCCGCGGCCUCCGCGAGAUCCGGAGGGUGCAGCAGACGAAGGAGGAGCGCGCCCGUCAGAAGCAAGAUGCCGCAACAGCCAAAGGCAAACGCCGCAUCACCGACGAAGAGCAGGGCGACCCCGCAAGCGAGAAGGCGCGGCUCCUCAGCCGCGAAGCCGCCGGCUCGCUCGACCUCCCGCGCGCCAGCGAGUCCCUAGAUAGCCUGCCGCAGCCCGGAGCGGCGGCGGCGGGAGACGACGACGCGCCCCCGUCGACAGCGCACCCGCUCAUGUCCCCUGGGGAGGCGCCGAUAGCGUUCAACCCCACGCCGCCACCCGCCGCGCGUAGCAGCUCGGACGGGCCUCCGGGCAUAUCGGAGAAAGCACGGGGAAAGAUGCGCGCCGCGGGGCGGUCGCUCUCUGGGGACAUGACGGGGAGUUUGGAGCGCCUCGCCGCCGCGGGCGUCGGCCGCAACGGGUUCGUGCCGACGCAGGAAUGGGUCGCAUCAUGGCAUCAGGGGCUCCCACUGGAUGUGAUCAUGUUGGUGAUCGCUGAGCUGCUUCCGAAGGUACAGAGCUUGCAGAACUCGCUCAGCGCGACCACGGCGAACAGCGCGAUCAUCGACCUCCUCCGGAGCGCGAACGUCGAGCACGCGCUGCCCAAGGCACCCCCACUCUCCCCUCGGCGCUUCAUGUGGUCGGACGCGUCCAUCGUAUGGCUCACGUCGCUGAUUUGGGGCGAGAUUUACGUGCGAGGAAUGACACCUCUCGGGAUCUGGAACUCGACGUCGGUCAGGCUAUUCUACGUGAAGCACGCGCCGCAAACGCAGCAGCGACAGAUCACGGAGACAGUCACGAACGUCAUGGGUGGAUUGCUUGGGCGGACGGAGUCGUCGCAGUCGCUGGGCAGGCGCCAGUGA